AUGACAAGAUAUUUCAAUUUAUUUCUGGUCGCCGUGUUUUUUGUUCUUCUUUCGAUUGCUCAGGUAAGAGUUUCUGGGGAUCAAGAAACCCAUUAGAAAUUUUCGAUACAGUCAAAAUUGUGGGAACAGAUUUCACACCAAAAUAAUUUUCUCAUUUAAGCAGAAACCCCCACAGUUGAUUCACUCAUUGAAAUUGGAGGCUUAAUUUUUUGAUAGGAACUCAACUCACUAUGGGAAUUAAGUUAUCAUAGAAAAUGGCUUAACAACAAUCAUAAGCUAAACUUUAAAUGUUCUCUAGAAUAGUUUUUUCAAGUUUCUCUCACUCAAACCUGCUGACUUUUCAUUUUCAGGCCAACUGGCUAUCGAAUCGAAAUGUGAAAUACGAAUCCGAUGGUGAAAUGGUGCAAGUUCCGCGUGUUUCCGAUCUCUUCAAAGUCAAAAAAUACCUUCCACCAAGAUAUCAAAAUUUGUGGGGUCAAGGAGAAAGCAGUAAGGUUGGCAAUUCUGCAGUUGCCUCAAGUUUGAAUGUCUACAAAGCGCCAGCUCAACAAAAACAAGUUUUUGCGUGGCAACCACAAAAAAUCGAUACAACUGUUUGGUAA
This is a messenger RNA of Caenorhabditis angaria, 602 nucleotides long. The record is from the annotation of a GenBank genome assembly. Lineage: Eukaryota; Metazoa; Nematoda; Chromadorea; Rhabditida; Rhabditidae.